Messenger RNA from Letharia columbiana, 342 nucleotides. RefSeq lists its product as uncharacterized. The coding region runs from base 1 to 342 and encodes 113 amino acids. NCBI's taxonomy places the organism in Eukaryota, Fungi, Ascomycota, Lecanoromycetes, Lecanorales, Parmeliaceae. The record is from RefSeq and is a predicted model, not a curated record. Gene Ontology annotation, cellular component: ribosome. Gene Ontology annotation, molecular function: structural constituent of ribosome. The transcript is spliced from 4 exons. Gene Ontology annotation, biological process: translation.
AUGGGUGCGAGGUUAGCAUACCGACGGAGAAAUCCAUACAACACACGUUCCAACAAAGUCCGAAUCGUCAAGACGCCAGGGGGAAAACUCCAAUACCAGCACACCAAGAAGAAGGGCAGCCCGCCAAAGUGCGGUGACUGUGGCACCAAGCUCCCAGGCAUCCCCGCUCUCCGGCCCCGUGAAUACGCCAAAAUCUCCAAGCCUAAGAAAACCGUGCAGCGCGCAUAUGGGGGCUCGAGGUGUUCGAACUGUGUGAAGGAUAGGGUCGUGAGGGCGUUUUUGAUUGAGGAGCAGAAGAUUGUGAAGAAGGUGCUGAAGGAGAAUCUGGCGAAGAAGCGUUAA